This is a messenger RNA of Nicotiana attenuata, 1140 nucleotides long. RefSeq lists its product as uncharacterized. Gene Ontology annotation, biological process: DNA repair; telomere maintenance. The record is from RefSeq and is a predicted model, not a curated record. Bases 1 to 1140 code for a protein of 379 amino acids. The transcript has 2 exons. Gene Ontology annotation, molecular function: DNA helicase activity. Lineage: Eukaryota; Viridiplantae; Streptophyta; Magnoliopsida; Solanales; Solanaceae.
AUGAACGUUGAGGUUUGCUCUGACAUAAAGGUUGUUAAAUAUCUUUACAAAUAUAUUUGUAAAGGACAUGACAAAAUUGCAGUUUACGUACAUGAUAAUGAUACAAACAAAGAAAUAGAUGAAAUAAAGGAGUAUCAAUCUACUAGAUGGGUAUCACCACCUGAAGCUGCUUGGCGUUUAUUUGGUUUCUCUAUUAGUGAGAUGUAUCCAAGCGUUUAUCAUCUUCAAUUACAUCUUAAUGGGCAACAACUUGUUUCUUUUAAAGACAAAACAUGGACACUGCGACAACAACGUGGUGCCGUUGGUCGUAUCGUAACAUGUCACCCAACUGAAGGAGAACGAUAUUAUCUCAGACUACUGUUGUUAAAUGUGAGAGGACCGAAAUCAUAUGCAGAUCUUCAAACUAUAAAUGGGGAACGUUAUAAUACUUUUAGAGAAUCCGCAGAAAAAAGGGGACUGUUACACUGUGAUAACAGUUUAAUUGAUUGCAUGGCAGAGGCAGCAAGUUACCAAAUGCCAUAUAGUUUAAGGAGUUUAUUUGUUACAUUAUUAGUGUAUUGUAAUCCAGCCAAUCCAAAAGAAAUAUGGAAACAAUUUAAAGAGUCAAUGUCAGAAGAUUACAAAGUGUUACCUAAUGUUGAAAGAAAGGAUAUCCAAUAUCAAGUUUUAAAUCAGAUCAAUGAUAUUUUACACUCUAUGGGUCAUAAUAUAAAUGAAUAUGAGCUUAUCCCAGAAAAAGUUCAACUAUCUAUACUGGAAAAAGAAGCGAAGGAGGUAUUCUUUGAAAGAACCAUCAGCGUUAGUGAAGAGGAUAUACUGUUACAAAAAAAACUGAACACAAAACAAUUGAAAGCAUACAAUGUGGUUAUUGACCGAGUAUUUUCCAAGAAACCAGGAGCUUUUUUUAUCGAUGGUCCAGGAGGGACUGAAAAAACUUUCUUAUAUCGUGCUUUAUUAGCGACUAUACGUAGUAAAGGGUACAUAGCUCUAGCAACUGCUACUUCUGGCGUUGCUGCUUCAAUUCUUCCAGGUGGGCGAACUGCACAUUCACGUUUCAAAAUACCUAUAGACAUUGAUGAAAAUUUCAGCUGUAACAUUAGCAAACAAAGCUCAACUGCAAGUCUAAUUCGUGAUGCUUAA